This is a messenger RNA of Oenanthe melanoleuca, 2999 nucleotides long. RefSeq names its product NFE2 like bZIP transcription factor 3 (gene NFE2L3). Bases 54 to 1457 code for a protein of 467 amino acids. The transcript is spliced from 4 exons. Lineage: Eukaryota; Metazoa; Chordata; Aves; Passeriformes; Muscicapidae. The record is from RefSeq and is a predicted model, not a curated record. Gene Ontology annotation, molecular function: RNA polymerase II cis-regulatory region sequence-specific DNA binding; DNA-binding transcription factor activity, RNA polymerase II-specific. Gene Ontology annotation, cellular component: nucleus. Gene Ontology annotation, biological process: regulation of transcription by RNA polymerase II.
GCCCCGCCGCGGCAGCAGGAUGAGGCGGCGGCCCCGGCUGAGGCGGCUGCCCCAUGGCGGAGGAUGUUGACCUGAAAGCAUGUCAGGGUGCUUUGGAUGACUGCUGUCCACCUCGAAGAGAGGACCAGCUGGAACUGCAAGAAGAAGAGCAGAAAGACAUAAAUCAAAGCAACAGCAACCAUGUAGAUUCCCUUCUCUCCUUAGAGGGCUAUUUACAGCUUCUGCCAUCGCAGGUGGAAAACAUGCUAGAGGUGAACUUACUGGAAGAUUCACAAGUUGCUUCUUCUAGUAGAGGCCAAGACCCAUCAUCCUCACACCACAAUAUAAAUUUGACCCAGACACUUCAGAACAGUUUCAGUCCUCCUGAUGCCAUCCUACUAAGAACAGACUACCCCACUCAGUUAAAUUCAAAACCAAGACACUUACAAAGGCAAGAAAUUUUCCCUCAAACAAGCUCCGAUAUCACAAAUCCAGAAUCACUACUUCAUGGGUCAAAUUUGAUAGGGCUGUUUUCAGCUGCUGACCUUAGAAAUCUAACAGCCCAUGAGGAUAAUUUUGAUGAAAUUAAGCUCAUGUCUUUGGCUUUGGAGGAAGGCUUUAGUCCUAUAGAAGUUUCUCAGAUCUUUGAAGAGCCUGGCUCAAAUUCAGGACUGUAUUUGAAUUCAAAUCACAGCACCACCUCUUACUCAGUCUGCUGUGAAGAUUCUGUUGGGUACAGCAGUGAUGUUAAAUCUGCUCCUUCACAUGGCUUAGGAGUUGUUGGUGGCCACUGCCAAGAAAACAUUAAGCUCAGCCAUGUGGAAUAUCCAGGUGAUGCAGAGUGUUCUACAGAAGCCACACUUCAGCAGUUUCUUCAUAAUCACACUUACAAUCAACUGCCAAGUCAAGCAGCAUUCACUGCAGAGCAUUAUCAACAGAUGUGGAUGAAGAAAUCAAAUGAAGUAAAGGACAGGUGCCAUAAUUCUUCUGCUACACACCAGAGCAGAGAUGAGCGUUGUGCAAAAGCUCUGAGAAUACCAUUUUCAGUCGAUGAAAUUGUGAGCAUGUCCGUCGACUCUUUCAACACCAUGCUAGCAAAGAACCAGCUGACAGCAGCUCAGGUAUCGCUUCUGCGUGACAUCAGACGAAGAGGGAAAAACAAGGUAGCUGCCCAGAAGUGUCGUAAACGCAAACUGAAUGCAAUUCUUAACUUGGAAGAAGAUGUGUGUAAUCUCCAAACACAAAAGGAGAGCCUUAAAAAGGAGCACUCCCAAUGUAGCAAAUCAAUCAACCAGAUAAAGCAAAAGUUAAACAACUUGUACCAUGACAUUUUUAGUAGACUGAGGGAUGACCAGGGUAGACCUGUUAACCCAUGCCAAUAUGUCAUUAAUUGCAGUAGCAAUGGUAGUGUUUUCAUAAUACCCAAGCAUUUGGCCAAAUCUGAACAAGAUAACAGAAAAGAGCAGAAACAAAAGUAAGAUGACUAGAGAUCACCUAAAUCACCUUAUUUUGCCUGAAAGGAUGAUAAGAAUACUUGUGUGAAGAAUAGAGGUCAGUGAUUACAGCAGUUCAAAAGAAGCAACUACACUUGAGGAGAAACACUCUGUCUUCAACGGUCUGGCAAAUCCAACUGUGAUCUGUUAGAAGGUCCAUGAGCUUCUGGAUGAGGAAUGCUGAUUAGUUUUAGUUAGAAUUAAAGGUGCUAGACCAUCAGUGUAGUGUAGCUUUAUAGACCUAUGUUAAAACUAGGAAUUUAGUUACUGGUAAUGGGGGCAGAGGGGAGAGCAUCAGUGAGGGAUAAAAGUCAACUUUAGAUCAAUGUUACACAUGCAAGAAAAUAUUUCAGUUUUGAAUACUUGAUUCUUUAUACAGAGAAUGACCUUAUUUAUUCUCUAGCACUGAAAGAAAAAUUACCUUCAACUUAAAUUCAUUGUGGAUUUACAUAGGUUCAAGAGAUAACUGCGUGCUUUGCCUUUAUUCAGAAUGGCUCUGCUUUUCUUAGUUUUCCUUUGAGAAGAGCAGCCCAGGAGGCUACUGCAUUUUUUCUCACUACUUUCACCAUCAUAAAUCCAAGCAAAGAUAAUCUGCCACUUAAGUUUACAACUCAUACACUCAGUCUGCAAGCAGAUGUUGAAAAAGGGUGAUUCAGUACUGUUUUACCUUCAUCUUCUGCAACUGAAUCAUUCUCAGCUUGCUUCCACAAAAAUGACCAAUGGUGAAGGAGUUCCUGUUCUGUUUCCUAGUGACAGAUACUUACUUAUGUACCUUCUCUUUUCCUCCCAUCUUGAAACCUUCCUCAAGAACUACUUGAGUUUUUCUCUGUGGCUUUUUAACUGGUAUUUUUAAGUGUCUUUAAUGUUUCAGAUUUAAUUUUUUAAAACACACAUUUUAUCUAGUCUUUGAACCAAAUUACUAUUUAUCUAUGCUUAUAAUUAUGAGGUUACAUUUUGAUAGUGGUCCAAAUAAAGUUUUUCAGCUUGACAUUUAUUUGUGCUGUUAAAAAAGAGAAGUUUUAUUCACUCACGUACUUAAAACAUCCUAUCCUUUACUGUUUUAUUGAAAAAAGUCUGCAAAAGAGAUGGUCUAAAAGGCCUGUAAUGAAUAAGGAAGGAAUGUUGAGGUAUAUUACUGUGAAAAUAACUACUAUAUUAAUAUCUUGAUAACAAAAAAUACUUCAUUUUAUAAUUAAAAUACAUAAAGCUGGUAUUUAAAAAGUUCUCAUUGGUCUUGGCAUGAUGGCAAUGGAGCAAAUUUGCAUUCAAGUAUGUUAUAAAAUCACUAGUACCAAACGUUCAACAACCACAAACUGCACAUACAAGCUUAAAUGCUCAAUUAUACCUACGGCCACCGGCAUGGAAGUCACAUUGGCUGCUUGCACUUUGUGUAAUAAACCUGAUACUAUCAAGAGGUAUUUUCUAAAACGGGAGCCCUAACAUGGUGCCAAGUGCACUGAAUUACCGAGAUCAGCCUGUUUGAACAAUUUUCUCAGCAUAUUCUAUUAAAAUAUUUCUUUAAAUAUA